Indicator indicator is the source of this 1482-nucleotide messenger RNA. RefSeq names its product ectonucleoside triphosphate diphosphohydrolase 8 (gene ENTPD8). The coding region runs from base 1 to 1482 and encodes 493 amino acids. The transcript is spliced from 9 exons. Gene Ontology annotation, cellular component: plasma membrane. Gene Ontology annotation, biological process: nucleoside diphosphate catabolic process. The record is from RefSeq and is a predicted model, not a curated record. Gene Ontology annotation, molecular function: GDP phosphatase activity; UDP phosphatase activity. Lineage: Eukaryota; Metazoa; Chordata; Aves; Piciformes; Indicatoridae.
AUGGCCUACAAAGCCAAGGUUGUGGCAGGUCUCCUGGCAGGCACCUGUGCCUUCAGCACCAUCGCCCUCAUUCUGAGCAUCGUGAACGUGAAGGAUGUCUUCCUGCCCCCCACCACCAAGUAUGGGCUGGUGUUUGAUGCUGGCUCCACACACAGCUCUCUCUACAUCUACUGCUGGCCUGGGGGCAAGGAGAACGGCACCGGCGUCGUGUCCCAGCUGGAGGUCUGCCGCGUGGAGGGACCUGGCAUCUCCAGCUAUGCAGACAACCCUGCUGGGGCUGGAGCCAGCCUGAAGCCCUGUCUGGACAAGGCCAUGGAGAUUGUUCCUGCUGAGCAGCAGCAGGAGACCCCAACCUACCUGGGGGCCACAGCAGGCAUGCGGCUGCUGAGGGAGCAGAACAGCACCAAGGCUGAGCAGGUGCUGGCUGAGGUUGCCAAGGCCAUCGGGCAGUACCCUGUGGACUUCCGUGGGGCUCGGAUCCUGACGGGGAACGAGGAGGGCUCCUUUGGCUGGGUCACUGUCAACUACCUGCUGGAGACUCUCCUCAAGUUCUCCUUCACAGGCACAUGGAUCCACCCUCCAGCAGAGGAUGUGGUGGGAGCCCUGGACCUCGGUGGGGCUUCAGCCCAGAUCACCUUCCUGCCUGGGACCACCAUAAGUGACAGCAGCACGAGAGCCCUGCUCAGGCUGUAUGGGACCAACUACUCCAUUUACACACACAGCUACCUCUGCUAUGGGCAGAAGCAAGCUCUGAAGAUGCUGAUGGCCUCCCUGCACCAGGGCAACUCAUCAUCCCCCCACAUAUCACACCCCUGCUACCCCAGGGGCUACCAGGAGAACAUCACCGUGGCAGAGCUCUACGACAGUCCCUGUGUGCAGGCACCAAGCACCCCCAGCCCUGCAGAGAGCCUGAGUGUGACAGGGGCAGGGGAGCCAGCAGCCUGCAGUGCUGCCAUCAAGGAGCUCUUCAACUUCAGCUGUGGGGCCAACGAGAGCUGUGGCUUCAACGGGGUCUAUCAGCCCCCCCUGCAGGGAGAGUUCUUCGCCUUCUCUGGGUUCUACUACACCUUUGACUUCCUGAACCUCACCAGCCUGCAGUCUCUGAGCGAUGUCAACUCCACGAUCCAGAACUUCUGCAGGAGGAGCUGGACAGAGCUGCUGGGGACCUACCCAGAGGCCAAGAAGCGCCUACACUCCUACUGUGCCAUGGCAACCUACAUCCUGACCAUGCUGCUGGAAGGGUACAAGUUCGACGAGCAGAGCUGGAACAGCCUCCACUUCAGCCGGCAGGCAGCCAACACAGACAUAGGCUGGACACUGGGCUACAUGCUGAACCUCACCAACAUGAUCCCUGCAGAGGGGCUGGACCACAUCAAGGGCCACCAGCCCAGCCUGUGGGCAGGGGCUGUCUCCUUCAUCGUGCUGGCCAUGCUGACAGGCCUGGUGGCUAUUUGCCUCCAGUACCUCUGGAAAACCAAGUAG